AUAAGUAGUAUAUUCACGAUAGCGGGUAUACGGAAGUCCAGCAAGUAGACUAGACCCAUAGUAACCACUACUAAGCACGAUCAUAACUGAUCAAAUUGCAUCGUGCAUGUAGCAGGGGACAUAGUGGUUGCAUAGUAUUCUGUUAUAAAGUUUUACAAAACAAAUAUGUUAGAGGCAAUAAAAUAUAAUAACAGAAAACUAGAAGUUUUAGAUCAGUUAAAAUUACCCCAUUCGUGUACUUAUCAAGGUGUAACAAAUGUCACGCAGACCUGGGAAGUUAUUCGGUCAAUGAAGGUACGUGGUGCACCUGCCAUUGCCAAUGUUGCUGUUCUAGGAGUAGCAGUGGAACUGAAUGAGAAGGAUUUUAACUCCAAAGAACAACUUUAUGAAGUGGUUAAAGAGCAGUUAGAGUACUUACAGACUUCACGACCCACAGCAAUUAAUCUUAGGAAUGCAGCAAAUCGAAUUAUUUCCUUGCUAUCUGUACAACUUCAAGAUAACAAAUUGUCUGUAAAUGAUAUGAAAGAAAGUGAUUUCUCUUUCAGGAUCAUUAAAGAAGCAGAGGACAUAUUCAGAGAAUGUAAGAUGAAAAAUCUUGCCAUUGGGGAACAUGGAGCAUCACACAUUAUAAACCAUUUAUCCACUGGCAGUCAAGCCACUAUUCUUACACAUUGUAACACUGGUAGCUUGGCAACUGCUGGAUAUGGAACAGCUUUGGGGGUAAUACGAUCUCUCCACCUUCGAGGAAUGCUUGCCCAUGUAUAUUGCACAGAAACUAGGCCGUACAACCAGGGAGCCCGACUUACAGCAUUUGAACUUAUGCACGACAAAAUUCCUUCUACUUUGAUAUGUGACAGCAUGGUGGCUGCACUGAUGAAAAGUAAAGAAGUGUCUGCAGUGGUUGUUGGGGCAGAUAGAGUUGUAGCCAAUGGAGACACAGCUAAUAAGAUAGGAACAUACCAAAUUGCUGUUUGUGCUAAAUAUCACAAAAUACCAUUCUACGUAGCCUUACCAGUCAGUACUGUUGAUUUAAGUUUAAGAGAUGGUGGUGCUAUUCCUAUAGAAGAACGGCCAUCUGUGGAGAUGACAUAUAUUCAGGGAGUCCCAUUGGCUCCUACAGACAUGAAUUGUUGGAAUCCAGCAUUUGAUGUGACACCAGCUGAAUUAAUAACAGGUGGAAUCAUAACAGAGAGAGGAGUGUUCAAGGUUCAAGAACUAGAGAAGAAAAUAAGCACAGAUAAAGAAGACGGUAUCUGGUACUGAAAAAAAUGUAUACUUCUAAAUCUUUGUUUUUAUAAAGUGUUGUUGACAUUUUGAAUACAUUUCCAUUACACUUAUGAUGUUUGGUACUUGGAUUCAAGCUCAUGAAUAUAAAAUGUUACUCUGUGAAGUUUAUUUGUAUCAUUUAGAAAAUUAAAGGUAAUAUAACAGGUA
Molecule: messenger RNA, 1434 nt
Organism: Limulus polyphemus (Atlantic horseshoe crab)
Lineage: Eukaryota; Metazoa; Arthropoda; Merostomata; Xiphosura; Limulidae
Product: methylthioribose-1-phosphate isomerase-like
Exons: 5
Coding region: 166-1263 (365 amino acids)
Molecular function (GO): S-methyl-5-thioribose-1-phosphate isomerase activity
Source: RefSeq, a predicted model, not a curated record